ACACCUGCUUACAAUACAAGACCUAGGUCUCUAUCAGUUGCAGCAGGUGGAGGUGGCAAUAGAGGAAGUUCUCUCUGUGUGUUUGUCUUAGCCGAUAUUGCGCCACUUUUUUUAAGCUUUUGCACCAAUUUAGCUCCAAACCGGCAGUGAAAGAUAGACAACGUAAGCUUAUGAUAAUGAAAAGAUUAGCUUAUUAAGAUAGAUAGAUCAUACCCAUUCUUUGAUCAUUAGGGUUCCUCUCUCUCUCUCUUUCAUUUUCUUUUGCUUCCUAUUUAACCCUUCUCCUUCUCCAUCCUCCCAUUCUUCUAAAGUCUCAAACCCUUUCCCUUUUUGUGGCCUUUCUUCUGUUUUUUAUUUAUCGGGAUUCGAUCCGACAACUCCCCUUUCAGGCAGGCUUAAAACAUACUUGCCUGUUUCUUUAUAUUUUUGUCGUCUUCUUGUCCAAAUUUGGAAUAAAAGCUUCUAAUACUGCCGUCAUAUUUGGGAGAAAAAAGUAAACAGGGUUGUUCGAUCCAACUCUUGAUUUUUGCUGGAAGAGAAGAUUCAAUCACCCCAGAUCUGUAUUUGAACUGCUUGAGAAAAAGAAAAUGAAUGUACUUCCACAAGUUCCACCAGGCUUUCGCUUCCAUCCCACAGAAGAAGAGCUGGUUGAUUAUUACCUUAGAAAGAAAAUCUCUUUAAGAAGGAUUGACCUAGAUGUAAUUAAAGAUGUUGAUCUCUAUAAAAUUGAGCCUUGGGAUCUUCAAGAGAUAUGCAGAAUAGGGAGAGAAGAGCAAAAUGAAUGGUAUUUCUUCAGCCAUAAGGAUAAGAAAUAUCCAACAGGAAGUCGCACAAAUAGAGCCACGGCAGCUGGGUUUUGGAAAGCAACGGGCAGAGACAAGGCUAUUUAUUCCAAGCAUGACUUGAUUGGGAUGAGGAAAACAUUAGUGUUUUAUAAAGGUCGAGCCCCAAAUGGACAAAAGUCUGACUGGAUUAUGCAUGAGUAUCGCCUUGAAACUUAUGAAAAUGGGACUCCACAGGACGAAGGAUGGGUUGUAUGUAGGGUAUUCAAGAAGAGAAUAACAGCUAUGCGCAAAGUCGGUGAACAUGAAUCUUCGUGUUGGUAUGAUGAUCAAGUCUCGUUCAUUCCCGAUCUAGAUUCCCCAAACCAAACAUCCCUAUCUAAUAACGCUUACCACCACCUUCCCUAUUCCUGCAAGAAAGAGCUUGAUUUGCAGUACCAAGUUCCCCAUGACCAUUACCUCCAGUCACGGGAUCCCUUAAGCUGCAAUCCAAUGGCUGCAUUUGGUCAGUGCUCAUCCUUCACACAGGACCAUCAUAUUCAACAAACUCAUCACCAACACUUGAAUGCACUCUUUGGGAACCACAGCAAUGAGCAAGCGGUGGAUCAAGCCACUGAUUGGCGCCUCCUUGACACCCUUGUUGCUUCUCAGCUUAGUCAAGAAGAAGAGAUAAUCGCCAAUCAAAGUAAUUACUCAAAUGCACUGUCUUCAUUCUUCGCUGAAUAAAAAAGGAAGUAAGUAAUGCUUUAAUCCUCUGUACAUAAUAAAACUAUACGAACAAAACACACCUUAACAUUAAUUGUUGAACUCCUAGAUCUUCCCUAGUAGUACUAAAUUAAUGUCAUAUGUGGCUAGGUGGAGUGUUGCCUUGAGGAAUUAAGUUGAUUGCAGCUUUAAUUGUCUUAUGCAAGUAAAGCAUUUUUUUAUUGUGGCAUAUGGGUUAUGCAUAACAGCCCGAAACAUUGUUGCUUAUUGAUCGACCCGGCGGUUGAUCAUAUAUGUAUACAUAUGUUUAUGUUAAUGAAAUAGUGUUAGAAAAACUUUCAUU
This is a messenger RNA of Gossypium raimondii (Peruvian cotton), 1830 nucleotides long. Its product is annotated as NAC domain-containing protein 7. Lineage: Eukaryota; Viridiplantae; Streptophyta; Magnoliopsida; Malvales; Malvaceae. Gene Ontology annotation, molecular function: DNA binding. Gene Ontology annotation, biological process: regulation of DNA-templated transcription. The record is from RefSeq and is a predicted model, not a curated record.